Molecule: messenger RNA, 255 nt
Organism: Haemonchus placei
Lineage: Eukaryota; Metazoa; Nematoda; Chromadorea; Rhabditida; Trichostrongylidae
Source: the annotation of a GenBank genome assembly
AUGACAUCGUGUGCUGUGGCACGAGCACAUUCUCCUGCUCCAGAUGAGUCAGAAUGCGUCGACAUGCUACAUCCUAUGAGUUCCGAUAACAAUUUACCUCUGAUCAGCACCACUCCGAUGAUGCCACCUGUGAUCAAAACCACAGACAGACCAGUAGUGCUCUGUAUGGCUCCUAUACACAAGCUUCAUCAUGAGGAUGAAGGUUGCCCCGAUAAGGAGGUUCGAGAUGCUGUCGAAGGCAUGCAAUUGGACUGA